AUGGUAAUACAUUCCCCGCCGGAAAAUGGGUUUUCUGUAAAGCCUCUAAAAACCCAUCUUCAGGCCGAGUCAAAACACGGGCACAUCUCGCCGGAGCCACCCGCCGGAGAAUCAAGAAUCCGACGGGCCAUUGACCUGAUUUCUACCCUGAUUUCCCUCACUCAUUCCACCAAAGUCUUCUCCGUAAAAUGGCAGCUGAUUCGCUGCAAACUGGAGGAGCUUCUCGCCGGAGUCUCCGCCGUCGAAAGCUGCGACGAUUCCGGCGAAAAUCGCAGGAUUUUCAGCUCCGUGAAAUCCGUAACCGCCACCGUGAAAAGCUGCCACGACCUCGCUCGGCGCUGCGUGGAUUUGACCUACAGCGGGAAGCUUUUGAUGCAGAGUGAUCUCGAUAUCGCGGCCGCGAAAUUGGACGGACAUAUAAAGAGUAUGGCGGAGAUUUACGCUCGCGGGCUGCUGAAACAGAGCAAUGCGAUUGUGGUUUCCCGGCCCGGCGCGUCGGCGUCACGCGAGGAUAUCAAGUUUUACGUCGCCGAUUUGCUGUCACGCCUGAAAAUCGGGCGUGCCCAGAUGAAGAAAGAGGCUCUGGUGGCCUUCAAUGAAGCGAUUCAAGAAGACGAAAGGUAUGUGAAAGCCGCGAUUGAAAUCGAUAGCUUCAUAGCUCUGCUAGUGAGCCUUCUUGAUUUUGAAGAUUCCAGCGUUCACCAAGAGGCUGCAAAGGCGGUUUCUGUAAUUUCAGGGUUUCAGCCCUUCAGAAGUGUUUUAAUCAUGGCUGGGAUAGUUGGGCCGUUGAUUAGGAUAUUGGAGAAUGGGAGGGAUGAAUUGGGGAAAGAUUAUGCCGCAAGGUGUUUGAUAAAAGUCACAGAGAAUUCAGACAAUGCAUGGGGUGUUUCUGCGCAUGGUGGGGUCACAGUUCUGGUGAAAAUCUGUGCUGAUUGUGAUGAUUCCGGGGGUGAAUUGGUUGGUUUGGCUUGUGGGGUGCUGAAAAACUUGGUUGGGGUGGAAGAAAUCAAGAGGUUUAUGAUCGAAGACGGGGCGAUUCCCGUGUUCAUUAGGCUAGUUAGGAUGACAGAUGAAGUCACCCAGCUAUCUGCAAUGGAUCUUCUGCUAAGCAUGGGUUCUGGAGACGAAUCCACCAGGCAAAUGAUCAUAAGAGAAGGCGGGAUUCGAGCAUUCGUGACCAUCUUGGAUCCCAUUUCAUCGUUUUCGUCUAAAAUCAGAGAGGCGGCUCUGAGAGGGAUAGUGAAUCUAUGCUUCACAUCACCAAAUUCCCUCACAAUUUUGCUCAGCAUUGGGUUUAUAGACUACAUUCUUUACUUUCUGCAGUAUGGGGAGGUCUCAGUUCAAGAAUUUGCACUAAAGGUGGCCUUUUGGCUCUGCAAAGCAUCCGAGGACGCCAAGAAAGCAAUGGGGGAUGCGGGAUUCAUUGCAGAACUCGUUAAGUUUCUCAACUCGAGAUCAUAUGACACCCGCGAAAUGGCAGCAGAAACGCUGUCUAGCAUGUUGGUCGUGCCUAGAAACCGGAAAAGAUUCGUGCAGAAUGAUCAAAAUGUUGGGUUGAUCCUGCAGAUGUUGGAUCCCCAGGAGAAACUGUUUGGCAACAAGAACCUGCUGCUCUCCAUACUCAAGUCCUUAGCCUCUAGUAGCAGUGCAAGAAAGAUGAUUGCCAGUUCUGGGUACUUGAAGAACAUUGAGAAGCUUGCUGAGAAUCAUGUUUCAGAUGCAAAGAAAAUUGUCAAGAGAUUACACUCCAAUAGGUUCAGAAACAUCCUUAGUGGAAUCUGGGGUUCUUGA
This is a messenger RNA of Ipomoea triloba (trilobed morning glory), 1791 nucleotides long. RefSeq lists its product as uncharacterized. The transcript has a single exon. Gene Ontology annotation, molecular function: protein binding. The coding region runs from base 1 to 1791 and encodes 596 amino acids. Lineage: Eukaryota; Viridiplantae; Streptophyta; Magnoliopsida; Solanales; Convolvulaceae. The record is from RefSeq and is a predicted model, not a curated record.